GAGAGCAGUAGUAUUUCUCAGCGAGUACAAUGAAGGCUGCUCUGUUCUUUGUUGCUGCCCUGGUCGCAGUUGCGGUGGUCCAAGGACAACCAGAAGAGUCGACCACUGCCGCCAUCCAGGGUGAGGAACAGCCGUCCGCCACCAUCCCGGCUGUGAGAACAUUGGUGGCGGCAUCGUACGCGGAAGAAGACGAGGAUACCAUUUGUGUCCAGGCAGACAACAAGUUCUACUUGUAUGCCAAUUCACUGAAGCUGUAUUCUUGCUACAACCUGCUACCGAAGGUUUACGUGGUGAAACCAAAGAGUCUCUGUAAACCAACCCUGUCAGACUGCCCCAAGAACUAGAAGCAUUGCAAGUCCGUUGGCUCAGCUUGAAGAGACUGACUCGUCUGCGAUUGAGUGAGGACCAGAUGGCUGGCCUGCUGACUGAAGGCAUCUACAGUAUUCAGAGAAAGCAAGAAAUCACGAGAGCGUCAGAACUUACCUCUUUUUCUAGCAACGAGAAGUGGAGGAAUCGACUAAUCCUCUUUCAUGCUUCACGACAGGCAAUAAAUCACACCAGCGUUACAUUUGGGCGAGAAACUGACUCCAAAAACUUGUGUUUAAAAACAUUGUUUUCCCUGUUUUUUUAUCUUUCUGAUGGCCUUGUAAUAGUUUUAUACUGACGCAAUAAAACUGUAGUUUCAUGUC
Molecule: messenger RNA, 689 nt
Organism: Schistocerca gregaria
Lineage: Eukaryota; Metazoa; Arthropoda; Insecta; Orthoptera; Acrididae
Exons: 3
Coding region: 30-344 (104 amino acids)
Source: RefSeq, a predicted model, not a curated record